Molecule: messenger RNA, 4411 nt
Organism: Phycodurus eques (leafy seadragon)
Lineage: Eukaryota; Metazoa; Chordata; Actinopteri; Syngnathiformes; Syngnathidae
Gene: atg9a
Product: ATG9 autophagy related 9 homolog A (S. cerevisiae)
Exons: 20
Coding region: 408-2966 (852 amino acids)
Biological process (GO): protein localization to phagophore assembly site; autophagy of mitochondrion
Cellular component (GO): phagophore assembly site; autophagosome
Source: RefSeq, a predicted model, not a curated record
CCCUUGACAGACGACGCUAGCUCGCGAACUACUUGCUCAAAACGAAAGCUAACCGCGGAAGAGGGGAGGCACCGGAAAACGAAAACAAAACACUUGUCUGAUAAAAUUCCCGACACGCACAUUCGCUCUUUUGUAAGGAAUUCGCCGACUGUUUAAAGAAAAGGUGCAUUUUUUUUGGGGAGGGGGGGGGGGGUGAUAAGUCUGGCCUUUUCGCUGUCAACCGCAGCAACAACACCUGAACGAGUUUCACAGCUGGACCUCGCCAAUGUGCUCUUUGUUUACCUCCAAAGAGCGCCUCGUCAAAUUCGGGAAUGGCGAAUAUCCACGGCUGGAGGUGACGUGUUGUGUUGGAAUGGAGUCAGUAGCGACGGCCGCGGCGACUCAACACUGACGCCGCUGUAACCGCGAUGGCGCACUUCGACACGGAGUACCAGCGCCUAGAAGCGUCGUACAGCGACUCCCCGCCGGGCGAGGAGAACCUGCUGAUGCACGUCCCCGAGGGCGCUAAAUCCCAGUGGCACCAUAUCGAGAACCUGGACCUGUUCUUCCAAAGAGUUUAUAAUUUGCAUCAGAAGAAUGGAUUCACGUGUAUGCUCUUGGGAGAGAUCUUCGAGCUGGUUCAGUUGCUGUUUGUGGUGGGCUUCACCGUGUUCCUUGCCAACUGCGUGGAUUACGACAUCCUCUUCGCCAACAAGUUUGUCAACCACACGGAUUCGUCCAAGGUUACUCUGCCCGACGCUUUGGUGCCCGUGGACAUCUGCAGCGGACGCAUCCGAGACAAAGCAUUUGUCAUCUUUGUGCUGUUGAUCUCCGGGGUGUUUUGGCUCCAUCGCCUGGUGAAAUUCAUCUACAACGUGUGCUGCUACUGGGAAAUCCGAUCCUUCUACAUUAACGCUCUGAAGAUGACAAUGUCGGAGCUGCCGUGCGCAACAUGGCAGGAGGUUCAGGCUCGGAUAGUAGAAAUCCAGAAGGAACACCAGAUCUGCAUCCAUAAGAAAGAGCUGACGGAGCUUGAUAUUUAUCACCGCAUCCUACGCUUCAAAAACUACACGGUUGCCAUGGUGAAUAAAUCUGUGCUUCCUGUGCGCUUUCGCCUUCCUCUACUAGGAGACGCUGUGUUUUUCACGCGGGGCCUCAAGUACAACUUUGAGCUCAUCUUAUUUUGGGGGCCAGGCUCUCUUUUUGAGAACGAGUGGAGCCUGAAGUCGGAGUAUAAGAGAGGAGGAAACCGUCUCGAACUGGCCGACAGACUGGCAACGCGCAUCCUGUGGAUCGGCGUCGCCAACCUCCUCCUGUGUCCCGUCAUCCUAGUGUGGCAGAUUCUCUAUGCUUUCUUUAGCUACACGGAGGUGAUAAAGCGAGAGCCCGGUUCUCUCGGAGCGCGAUGCUGGUCUCUUUACGGCCGAUGCUACCUGCGCCACUUCAAUGAGUUGGACCACGAACUCAUGUCCAGACUUAGCAAAGGCUACAAGGCCGCAUCCAAGUACAUGAACUGUUUCCUCUCUCCUCUGCUGACCGUGGUGGCCAAGAAUGUCGCCUUUUUCGCCGGCUCCCUCUUGGCCGUCCUGAUCGCGUUGACCAUCUACGACGAGGAUGUGCUCGCCGUUGAACACGUCCUAUCGUCGAUCACGCUGCUGGGAGUGUGCAUUACAGUGUGCAGGUCAUUUAUCCCUGAUAAGCACAUGGUUUUUUGUCCCGAGCAGUUGUUGCGAGUAAUUCUGGCUCAUAUUCAUUACAUGCCUGACCACUGGCAGGGCAACGCGCACAGAUAUGAGACCCGAGACCAGUUCUCACAGGUCUUCCAGUACAAAGCCGUGUUUAUACUAGAGGAGCUGCUGAGUCCAGUGGUGACUCCCAUCAUUCUCAUCUUCUGCCUGAGGAGGAAGUCGCUGGAGAUCAUCGACUUCUUCAGGAAUUUCACCGUGGAGGUGGUGGGUGUGGGAGACACUUGCUCCUUUGCCCAGAUGGACAUCAGGCAACAUGGCCACCCUGCGUGGAUGUCCGAGGGGAAGACUGAGGCAUCCAUCUACCAGCAGGCAGAGGACGGCAAGACAGAGUUGUCCCUGAUGCACUUUGCCAUCACCAACCCGCAGUGGCAGCCUCCCCGCGAGACCACGCACUUCAUCAGCCAGCUGAAGGAAAGAGUUCAGCGGGAGGCCACCGGGGCUCCCUCAGAUCCCCAUCCGCUCUCGGAAUCUGAACCGAGGAGCCUGAUUGCCAAUUUUCUUGUGGCGCCGUCAGCUCUGGCCUCUGUUCAUUUUGGCCAGGACGGUUCAUUGAGUGGUCACGCGGUGGCGGCAAGUGACGCGGUGGCGGCCUUACGCUCACUUUCCCCAAUAAGCAGCAGUCUUCACCUGAGGGGCAGCUUCGGUGCAACUUACAGGACCGCCGGCCACGCCUCCUCUAUGAGCAGGACCAUGGCUGGCUCCGGGACGGAUGCCCGAACCGUGAGUUCAGGCAGCAGUGCGUGGGAGGCUCAACUCACCAGUUUGGUCUUGUCAGAGUACGCCUCCAUGGAGAUGAGCAUCCAUGCACUUCACAUACACGAGUUGCACAAACAGCAGUUCCGAGGCGAUACGCUCUCCCGCCACACGUGGCACAGGCAAGAGAGUGACGAGAGCAGCGACAGCGUCCCAGACGAGGUGAAGAGUGUGCCCGGCACCCGCUACAAAUACUUUCCACGCUCGCACACAUUCCCUACCACGGUGCCCAGUCCCACCGCCAUCCCCUCUUCGGCUUCCGAAGGGGCCGCCACUGGUCUGGAGGGGGCAUCGUCACAACAAGGUGGCGAGCAGCGCCCAUACAGCGGUUCUUUAGGGGCAAGGGGAAAGGUGACCAGGUCCGCCCGUGCGCCGAUGGGUCGCUGGUCAGAAGAGUUGCAGCAAUCUGCACCACGCUGCCACGAGUCACUACCGGAGGACAGCUCCGAGGACGAGAUGCCACCGCACAUACACAAGGUUUGUUAGUUGGUACAUUGGAUCAACCACUGGGUUCCUUCCCUUCAAAGAAACGUAAACACACUACCCUUGACUGGACCUUUCUCCUGGACUCUGAUACAAAGAAGAAUUCAUCAAAGCGGACCCUGAAUUGAUUACUGUGGGUUGCAUUGGUCAUUAAAGUUAUCGCGGGGGGCUGCAUAAUAAUGUUCCUAAAGUUUUACUAUAUGUUCUUUGAGACACUAAAAGGGAAGUUCUGUAAUUUUUUUAUUAUUUUUUUUAAAGAAUGAAUAUACACUACUCACAAAAUGUUAGGGGUAUUUGGCUUUCGGGUAAGAGUUCAGAAUGCAUUCAAAAUGCACCAUAACCUCUUCAGUUGGAACUUAAUUUGACCUAAAUGCACAUGUCUGUGAUUUUUGCACAACUUUCUGUUCUCCAACAAGUAGCAAAUCACAACAGGUUGUUGGAUCUAUGACUGGACCCAUACAUCUCUUGGCUUCAUGAGAAUUGUUAUUGCAACUGUUCUCUUCAUCACAUCUUUAGAAAUUCUUAAGUACAGGAAGUUCUGACAGGAAAUUGACCACUGAUUUUACAGUACCACAUUGUCAUCAGCUGGUUGCAACAGAGACAAGAAGAGUUCCAAAAAGACAGAAGUGGAGGUCCUAGGAAAUUUUCAUGGCUCAAACAACUGUUAUGAUUUUUGCCGUUCACAUUUUAAAGUUAAGUGAAGGUCAAAUUAAGUUCACCUGUGAAGGUUAUAGUGCAUUUUAAGUUUGUCCCAAAAUGUCACCAGAAUAUCCCUAACUUUUUGUGAGGACAGUAGUGUGUCUACAGUAUACCACUAACAAUACAACGUGUACUUGCUCGAGCUUGCAGGUUCAGCGCCAAUCAUGUUGCACAUGUUCCAUUCCAUAGUUCAAGUUCUGUGCUUAUUUUUCUUUUUUUUAAAAGCGAUGGGUUAUGCGCGCUUAAUCUAAAUAAACAGAUUUGGAUGGUCUGUGAGCUGUGCAAAAAAUAUUGAGGUCAUAUGAACCCUUCUUAGCAUAACGUGCAUGACUAUCAUCCAUUAAUGCUAACUAAGAGAAUAGCUGUUAGUCCAUCAUAACAAUAGCAGCAUGACUCAAAAUGUCAUCAAUUCACCAUUCUCGAUGCACUUUAAUGACUCGUUAGAACUUCUGUUAGGCUGUUUGCAUGUCUCGCCUGAACGUUUACGUUUUUAAGCUGUGUAAUUAUGUCACUCACUGAAGGGAUGUGCCAUGAAGUUGACUGUCAAUCAAAUUACAUGCUGGUGGUUCAAGGGUGUAAUAGCGACCUCUUAAUGUUGUAAAAUAACUGGUUUGUAUAAAUGUAAAGUCAGCCAUUAAACUGACGGAAACUAUUUUCUUCCCUUGCUGUACGUGCUCUAGCCUUUUCGGUUUAACUGCUUUGUAUAAAUGCAAAUGCAAAUUCAGCCAUUAAACUGACACUUUGCUGUA